Molecule: messenger RNA, 5115 nt
Organism: Onychostruthus taczanowskii (white-rumped snowfinch)
Lineage: Eukaryota; Metazoa; Chordata; Aves; Passeriformes; Passeridae
Gene: RSF1
Product: remodeling and spacing factor 1
Exons: 16
Coding region: 99-4406 (1435 amino acids)
Biological process (GO): regulation of DNA-templated transcription
Cellular component (GO): RSF complex
Source: RefSeq, a predicted model, not a curated record
UCGUCCCCCCGGUGCAUUGUGGGAUAGUGGCGGCCCGGCCCGGCAGCGCCCCCUCCUCCCUCCCCCUCCCCAGCUCCUUCUCCAUCCCCAGGUCCAAGAUGGCGGCGGCGGCGGCGGCUCCUCCGGCCCCAUCCCCGCCGCCCCCUGCCCCCGCGGGCCCGCGCUGCCCGGGCUCCUGGCCCAACUUCGCCGUUGUCUGCUCCUUCCUCGAGCGCUACGGGGCCCUGCUGGACCUGCCCGAGCUGCCCUUCCCGGAGCUGGAGCGCGUCCUGCAACCGCCGCAGGAGCCCGGAGACCAAGUCCCAAAAGAAUUGGUGGAGCUUCACUUGAAACUGAUGAGAAAGAUUGGGAAGUCUGUCACAGCAGACAGAUGGGAAAAAUACUUGAUCAAGAUAUGUCAAGAAUUCAACAGCACUUGGGCUUGGGAGAUGGAAAAAAAAGGAUACCUAGAAAUGAGUGUUGAAUGCAAACUGGGGAUUCUGAAGUAUCUCUGCGAAUGUCAGUUUGAUGACAAUCUAAAGUUUAAGAAUAUCAUUAACGAGGAGGAUGCUGACGCCAUGCGUCUGCAGCCCAUUGGUCGAGACAAGGACGGCCUCAUGUACUGGUAUCAGCUGGAUCAGGAGCAUAAUGUCAGGAUGUACAUAGAAGAACAGGAUGACCAGGAUGGAUCCACAUGGAAGUGCAUUGUUAGAAACCGCAAUGAGCUUGCCGAGACCCUUGAGCUCUUGAAAGCGCAAAUUGAUCCUGCUCUGUUGAAAAACAACAAUUCUCAGCAGGAGAAUUCAUCACGUGAAAGUCCAAGCAUAGAAGAUGAAGACACCAAAAAGGGUGAAGAAGCAGCUACACAAGGUUUUCUGCCUUCUUUUCUCAAAGAAAAUCAAUUGAAAAUCAAAGAAGAAAAAGAGGAGGUAGAGGAACAGUCAGUGGAAUCGGAAAGCCUUCCUCCUCCUGUGGUCAAAGAAGACGAAAAUGCACUUAAAAUUGAGAAGGUGGAAGAAAAAGAAAUUAUAAAACUGCCAGUAAUAGUGAAAUUAGAAAAACCUUCAGAACACAGUGAAGAAAAGCAAACUGUCAAGGAAGAAAGUGACUCCUUUAAGGAAAAUGUCAAGCCUGUUAAAGUAGAGGUGAAGGAAAACAAAACAGAAUCCAAAGACCUAAAAGAAGUGAAAAGCUGUAUGGACAAAAUAGCAGUUCAUGAGCCAGAGAGGUUAGAAUUUUGUGUUAAUGUCAAAACUCCACAAGAAAUUGUGGAAAAAUCUGUGGAAGAAAGUGAAAAACUUAAAAAUGACCAACAGGCAAAAAUACCACUUAAAAAGCGAGAGAUCAAGCUGACAGAUGACUAUGACAGUCCAAUAAAAGGGCCCCUGUGUAAAUGUGUUACUCCAACGAAGGAUGUCUUGAAGGAAGAAGGGAAACCAGAAGAAGAAGCUUUUAAGAGAGUCCCUACCAUUACUGCUCUAUGUCCUGAUGGGAAAGUGCUAGUAAAUGGAGAGGUUAGCUGUGAAAAAAUAACCCCAAGUGUCAUACAAAAUAGUAAGUCAGAGCACUCUGCUAGUGCUAUGGAAGACAGCACCUCAUUAAAAGAGAAAAAUGGAAAAAGCGGGGAAAAAGUAUCAGACUCCCUAAAUUCUGUUAUAAAAACAUGUGAGAUUGAGAAGAAUGCAGUAACUGUGCUGAAAGAGGUCGGGGCUGUGGUCUCUGAAGUUUCUAAUCAGAAAGUGCCUUCAAAGGAGGAAUCUAGUCCUGUGGAAAAAGAGUCCCUUGACAGCACAACUACUGAGACUGUAGCAGAAGAGGCUUCAAACUCUGAAGACUGUGCCAAAACAACUGAAGAGAAACAAGCCACUGAUGUCAAAAAUGACAGCAUGCCACCAUCCAAAGAAUGUUCAGAGAAGCUAGAGAUGUCCCCAAAUGCAUCUGCUCCUGCAGAACUGCCUAAACUUGCACUGGCUGAUGAAGAGACUUCGAAAAGUAAAGAUGACCCUGAAGAGAAAAACGACUCUCCAAAAGCUGCUGAGAUACCUGCUGCAUCCACUUCACCUGUUACAGUAGAGAAACCUGUUCUGGAAAAGGAGGACUCCAAUAGUAAAAUGGCUCUACCUGAGGAGAGCAAAGUAGAAGAAAAAUUCAGCCCAGAAAAACAAGAGGAAGAGCCAGAAGCUGCCAAAACGGAGCCAGAUAAAUUAGAUGAUGCCCAUGUAUCUAAUCUAGAGGACUCCUCAGAGAGUAAAAAGGAAUCUCCAGUACCUAAAAGCAAAUUUAAAUAUAAGCUAGUUUCUGAAGAAGAAACCUGUGCAACAGAAAAUAAAGAAAUAACUUCUGAAAGACAAAAAGAAGGAAUUAAAUUAACAAUCAGGAUCUCUAGUCGGAAGAGAAAGACAGAAACACCGCCAGAAGAGGUGAGCAUUGGCCGCACUUUAAGGCGGUCACCAAGAAUAUCAAAGCCUACGCCGAAAGUUGUGGAGACUCGGGAUCAGAAGCCUGAGAAGAAACGACCUGAAGAGGAAGAGGAGAAACCUGCAGCAGCACAAAAACCAGAACGAAAAGAAGAUGCAAAAAAACAAGAGAAGGAGACAAAUUCUAAAGUUAACAAGAGAAGCAAAGUUCGGUGGACGGGUACGCGGACACGUGGCAGGUGGAAAUACUCAAGUAAUGAAGAGACUGAGGACUCUGAGAGUGAAAAAAACUCUGCGGAGGAGGAAGAAGAGGAGGAAGAGGAGGAAGAAGAAGCUCCACCUGCUGAUGACGAUGAGCCCUGCAAGAAGUGUGGCCUUCCCAAUCAUCCUGAGCUGAUUUUGUUGUGUGACUCUUGUGACAGCGGCUACCACACAGCCUGCCUUCGCCCUCCGCUGAUGAUCAUCCCUGAUGGAGAGUGGUUCUGCCCGCCUUGCCAGCAUAAACUACUCUGUGAGAAAUUAGAGGAACAAUUACAAGAUCUGGAUGUUGUCUUAAAAAAGAAGGAGCGUGCAGAACGCAGAAAAGAGCGAUUGGUGUACGUGGGUAUCAGUAUUGAGAACAUCAUUCCACCUCAGGAGCCAGAAAUACCUGAAGGUCAGGAAGAAAAGAAGAAAGAUUCCAAAAAGCCCAAAUCGAAACUUGAAAGGAGAUCUACCAGAACCCGAAAGUGCAUAAGCUACAGGUUUGAUGAAUUUGAUGAGGCAAUUGAUGAGGCAAUUGAAGAUGAUAUCAAGGAGGCUGAUGGAGGAGGCAUUGGCAGAGGCAAAGACAUGUCAAAUAUCACAGGUCACCGUGGAAAAGACAUUUCCACAAUUCUAGAGGAAGAAAGGAAGGAAAACAAGCGACCACAAAGGGCUGCUGCAGCACGACGCAAGAAACGACGGCGACUAAAUGACUUGGAUAGUGACAGUAACAUGGAUGAAGAAGAGAGUGAGGAUGAAUUCAAAAUCAGUGAUGGAUCUCAGGAUGAGUUUGUUAUAUCAGAGGAAAAUCUGGAUGAAAGUGAAGAUGACCCACCAUCAAACGAGGACAGUGACUCAGAGUUCUGCGCCCGCAUAUCCAGGCGACACCUCUCCAGGCCCAUGAGGCAAAGCAGGCGGUUACGAAGGAAAACAGUCAAGAAAAAAUACUCUGAAGAUGAUGAAGAUGAAGAGUCUGAGGAUAAUUCAAGCAGAGAGUCAGAGAGUGGUGAUUACACAGAUUACAGUGAUGAUGAUUACCUGGAAACUAGGAGGAGAAGAUCAAGACGGAAUCAGAAGAGACAAGUUAAUUAUAAGGAAGAUUCAGAAAGUGAUGGCUCACAGAAAAGUGUCCGAUAUGGGAAGGAGUUGAGAAGAGUUCAUAAACGCAGGCUCUCCACUUCAGAUAGUGAAGAGAGCUACACAUCUAAGAACUCUGAAGAUGAUGAAUCCACAAAGGAGUCAAAGCGACUGAUUCGAAAACGUCGGCGAAGUACAGACGACUAUUCCGAGGAAGAAGGAGAGGAUGAGGAGGAGGAAGGGAAGCCUGUCCGCAAACGCCUGAAUCGAAUUGAGACCGACGAGGAAGAUGCGUGUGAAAAUGCAAACGACGAGGCAGAAACCCCCGCUCCUGCAGAUAAGCUGCCAGCAGCACAAGCCCCCCAAGACAACCCCAAGAAGCACUGCUACCGGAUAGAGAGCGAUGACGAAGAUGACUUUGAUAAUGUAGGGAAAGUAGAGAGCCCUUUGGACUACAGCCUGGUGGACUUGCCUUCCACCAACGGACAGAGCCCAGGGAAAACCAUUGAGAACUUGAUUGGCAAGCCAAGCGAGAAGACCCAGACCCCCAAGGACAGCACAGCCAGCGCCAGCCUGGCGCCCAAUGGGACAGGGAGCGGGCAGGAAGCGGUAGGGCCGGAGGAAGAUGAAGAUGAACUUUUGAGAGUGACUGAUCUUGUUGAUUACGUCUGUAACAGUGAACAGUUAUAAGACUUCCAUUUUUGUGCUAAUUUAUUCCACGGUAGCUCAUACCAGCGGGCCAGUUAUUAAAAGUUGUUUUAUUUUUCCUAGAAAAUUCUCCACUACAGUAUCACUUUCUAGAAGCAAGAAUUUCACCAGUCCUGCAGUCUUUCUGUGAAGUGACCAGUUUUGAACUUUGAAGAUUAAUUGCUGUAAAUUCCCUCUCUUACCCCCCCUCCUUCCAAGUCCAUGGUCCUGGGUAAUUUCACUCACAAAAACCUUAUAACAACAAGAGAUUUGUAUAUUUUUGACUUUAUAUUUCCUGAGUGCAUACAAAUUUGUGGAAAUGGGUGGCCUAAGAAAGCAUUCCAAAUCAGUCAGGGCCCAAACCGGAACUGGGGUGGGUUUGGCUCAAGGGGUGGGGGGACGGGAGGGGGGUGGUGCAGAAGCACUUGUGCUUUAGCUUUUUCAUAUGAGAUAUAUAUUAUAUUUAAAUGUUCACAACUUAGAUUACAACUUAACAGACAGUUAAAAGCAAAAUUAAUGUCUGUACUGUCGCAUUUUGUGAGUUGUAGGUUAACAUACCAUAGCUCAUUUUAGUAAUCACCUUCAUGGAAGCAGUUUGAUUUUAGUACUGGAGGGAAACAGAAUUAUUAGAGGCCAAGAAGGUACCAUAAACAAGAACUCUGCUAUUCAUUAUGACUUGCAGACUUUCCUAAUAAACAUCCUUUAAAAUGUU